Messenger RNA from Closterium sp. Naga37s-1, 4827 nucleotides. Lineage: Eukaryota; Viridiplantae; Streptophyta; Zygnematophyceae; Desmidiales; Closteriaceae. The record is from the annotation of a GenBank genome assembly.
AUGAUGCCGCCGUCAGCGCACCUUCACCGCCUUCCGGAAAUCACCCCCGCGUCCCCUAGUAGUACUACCUCCGCCUCCGCCGCUCCCUCCGCCUCCGCCGCUCCCUCCGCCUCCGCCGCUCCCUCCGUCCCCGCCGCUCUCUCCGCUUCCGCCGCGACCAGCAGCGCCCCCAAGCUGCCCUCCGCGCUCCCCGCUUUCCUCCGCACAGGGCGCAGGGAGGGCGCGGCAGGCGGGGGAAGAGGGGACGGGACGCGGAGAGGGCUGGGGGAUGAGGGGGAGUGGGCGGGCGGAGGGCACGCAAGGGCAGGGGGAGGGAUGAGUGUGGAUAGUAAGGGGCUCCAAUGGAGGGAUGAGGUGGAUAAAGGGGAUGAGGGGGGUAAAGGGGACGAGGGGGGUAGCCGGAUGGGGGGAGAAGGCAUGGUGGUGGUGGACGUGGGCGGCGAGGGAGAGGGUCAUGGGGAGCAAGAAGAGCUCAGAUACAUCCAGCGUAGUUCCAACCAACCGCACCGCGCCACGUGGCUGUUCCAUGACGUCAUCACCGCCCUGCGAUCCUCCGCCGUGUUCCAACUGCCAGCACUCACCCACAGCAGCAACGAUCACGAUUCCCCAUUACCAGUCCCUCAGAUACCACCUCCCCCAGGCGCCACCUGCGUGGGCGGGUGUGGCAUCAGCAACCAGGCAGCGCUCUCCAUCCUCCCCUGCGCGCUGCAUUCCCUGCUGCACUGCGUGGCCGUGGGGCAGCUGCUCGCUCUGCUCACCCGCCACGCCUUCUCCCCCCGCCACGCCCUCCUCUCCACCGCCCUCGCUGAGGCCCUCUUCGCUCUGCUCUCCGCCCUGCCUGCCACCGCCCCCGCGCCCAGCCCCCUGGGGGCAGCGCUGAUGGGCGGGCUGUGGCGGGUGAGUGGCGCGCUGGGGGUGCCGUUCCUGCCCUGGCUGGGGUGGGUGGGGCUCUGGGCGGCUGUCUUCCUGCUGCUGGCAGCAGGGGGGAAUGCGUGCCGAGCUGCGGACCAGUGGGGUGCUGCCACGUGGCGGGUGGAAGGUGUGGUGACGAGCGGGGUUCUGUUUGUGGGUGCGGUGCAGAUGGGUGCAGAGGGUUUCAGGCAGGCGGCAGGGGUGGUGGGAGGGGAGGCAGUGGCGUUUGCGACGGUGUGUGUGGCGGCGGCUGGGGUCAUCAUUGCACUGUGGCUUAGCAGAGCUGCCACGUGGCAUGUUCUGAGUGGCUACAUCCGUGGUUCGCUUGCCCACUAUGCUCUCAUACUGGCCUUCCUCGCCUCUGCAGGCACGUACUCCCUCACUUACGACAUGCAGGGCAUGCAGGGGAUGGAGGGUAUGGAGGUGCUCCUGGCGGUGCCCCCCUUCCUCCAUCUCCCUCCGCUGCUCUCCUACCAGCUGCCUCUGCAGGUCGCCCCGCCCCUCAUCCCGCCCAUCCCAUGGGGCGCCCACCUGGGGGGCGUGUCAGUGGGGGCGGCACUGGCAGCGGCACUGCCGGGAGCGCUGCUGGCGGCGCUGCUCUUCCACUCGCACAACACAGCAGCGCUGCAGCAUGAGCACUGUUCGUUGGUCGCUGUUGCGUUGGUCACUUUCACCCCUCCUCUUUCCCCCAUCCCUGCUAUUCCUUUUCCUUCACCCAUUUUCCCUUCCAUUUUCCUCAUUCCAUUCAUUCUCUCCUUCCCUAGCUCUAUGCCCCAUACUCAUCUCUCUAUUUCCCCCUACCUUUCCUUACCCCUUCCGCCCACCCCUCCCUUUCCGGCUACCGCCCAUAACCGCACCCCACACUCCCCAACACCUCAGGCGCAGCUGCAUACUGCUGCGGGGUGCGGGCGGCGAGUGGAGGGGCGAGAGGGAGCAGGAUGUGCGAGGAGGAAGCAGAGGGGAAGAGGGUUGAAGGGGUGGAGAGGCAGGGGGGAAGACGAGGAGAGGGCAGGGGACGUGGAGUGGGGUAUGGGCAGGGAGGAAAUCGAAGGUGGCGUUGGAGUAGGGUUUGGCGAGGGUAGAGGAGGGCGGGAAGACUCGGCGGGGAAUAUUGAGGGGGUAGGGGAUGGUGGAGGUAUAGGGGAGGAAGAGAAGAAUGAAGAGGAGUGGAGGAUGGAUGCAGGAGAUGGGGGUGCGGGGACUGUGGGAAUGGCAGGGAAGUGUGAGGGAGGGUGUGAGAGAGUGAGUGUGAGGGAGUGGGACCUGUGUGUGACUGCCAUAGUGGUGGCUCUCUGUCUCCUGCUGGGCCUCCCUCCUCCUGUUCGCAUUCCGUAUCUGAGCACCAUCCGCCUCUCAUACCUGCUCAAGCAUGCACCCGCCACACCUGCCACUGUCACCACCGCCAUUCAACGCCGCACCGUCGGCCCUCAUGUAGCCCGGCCACGCAAGCACUCCUCCCGCGCCACCACCAUGAGGCCCGAAACCGACUCCAUGCUGCUGCCUCUCGUGCCACUCAUGCCACUCGCUGCUGGCAGCCAGGGGAACUCGUCCGUGCCAGGCACUCAUUACAACCCCCCUGCCCCCCUGGCGGCGCUGGUGUGUGAGUGGCGCACCGUGGGGGUGCUGCUGGCGGCUGUGCUGGCCCUGCUCGCCCUGCCCUCCACGCCUGCUCGCCUCCUCACCCUCGUGCCCGUCGCCCCUCUCAUCGGCACGUGCAUGGCGGUAGGGGGAGUAGCGGAGCGCGUGAGCAGGGGGGGAGAAAUGCGGAGAGGCAGCUGGAAUGGAGAAGAGGGGAGUGAGUUGGAGGGGAGUGGGGUGGGUGGUGAAGGGGAGGAGGGGAGAAGGGGUGUGAAGCGACGCGCAGUGGGUGGGGGGCAAGAGUGGCUGACAUCAGCAUGGCAUGACAUCUCGUCGGACGACUCAUGCUCUCCUCUGAACCCCUCUGUGCACCACUCCACACCUCCUCUGAACCCCUCUGUGCACCACUCCACACCUCCUCUGAACCCCUCUGUGCACCACUCCGCACCUCCUCUGAACCCCUCUGUGCACCACUCCGCACCUCCUCUGCAAUACUCAGCACCCCCUGUACGCCACUCCACGCUCCCUCUGUACCUCUCAGCACCUCCUGUGAACAGGCAGCCUGCAGCCAGGCAGUGGCAGCAAGGCAGCGGUGGGCUGGCAGACAGCCGGACAGGUUCUCAAGCGCAAGGCUGGGCGCAGCACGAGAGUGAGGGAGACGAGGAGGGAAAGGAGGAGGGGCGGGAUGGAAGGGAGGAAGGGGAACAGGAGGGAGGGGAGGAAGAUGAGAGGAGAUUGGAAGAGGAAAUAAAGGAAGAGAAGAGAAGGUCAAUUCCAGGUGCCCCUGCGGCUGUCCUGUCCUCCUCCCGUGCGCCUGUCGCCCUGCCAUCCAUCGCCCAUGUGACAGUGCACAGCAACGCUCUCUUCUCCCCCGCCUCCAUCAUCGCCACUCUUGCCGGUGGCUCUGCAGGGCGAGAGACGGAUGUGUGUGAUGGUGCCGGUGGUCCUUCGACUGUGACGUGGACGAGUGAGAGUGGUGGUGGUUCGCAUAGAGGGAGUGAGGGAGUGACGAGUGAGGGAGCGGUGGGAGGAGGUAUGGUGGACAUUGGAGCUCGGUUCAGAGGGAUGCUGAAGAGUGGUGUGGGGAUGGAAUGCAUGAUGACUAGUGAGGCGAGUGGGGAGGAGGAGGAGGAGGAGGAGGAGGAGGAGGAGGAGGAGGAGGAGGAGGAGGAGGAGGAGGAGGAGGAGGAGGAGGAGGAGGAGGAGGAGGAGGGGGGGGGGGGGAGGAGGAGGAGGGGGGGGAAGAGGAGGAGGAGAGAGGGGAGCAGGGCGAGGAGGAAUGGGGAGAUUCGGAGAGUCCGAAUCGGGGAGGAGGCAGACGUGAGUGGAGCAGAGGAGGCAGCAGGUGCAGCGGUCAAUGGGGGAAGCGAGGUGGUGGAUGAGGAGGGGAGUGAGGAGGGCGGGAUGGAAGGGGCGCAGGAGGCAGCAGUGGCAUGGGGGAUGGCGCAGAUGGGGGGAGCCGGUGGGGGAAGCGUGGUCUAUGGGGCAGAGGGAAGACAGUGGGACGAGGAGGGACGAGUGGGGAGAGGGGAGGAGGCGGAGAGGGUGAGAGCGGGAGUGGAGGAGGUGGCAAGCAUCAUCGGGCGCAUGUCGGCUGGCGUGAUGUCCGUGGAUGCCGGCAAUGCUGCUGCCACUCAUGUCACCGCUGCUGCUACAGGCAGUGCGAUGGGCGCACAGGGUGAAGAUGGGGUUGUGGGAGAACAGGUGGCAGCGGCAGUGGCGGCAAGGAACGAGAGAGAGGGGUUGAGUGUGGGGGGUGCAGGGAGCACAGGGCAGCAGUCUCUGGGAGCAGCAGCAGCCGCCGCAGCGGCAGCAGUAGGAGGAUCACAGGCAUGGUCAGGGGAGGGUGUGCAGAACAACACAGUGGGAGGUGGAAGCAUCGGGCAGUCAGGGCCAGCUAUGGGUGUGGGUGCACUCCCAUAUGCUAUGCCCUCUGCUGCACCGUCUGCUCCCAAUCCUCUUCCUUCCUCACCUACUCCUGCUACUCCACCUGUUCAACCAGUACCCGCACAUGCCCCACAUGCCCCACAUGCCCCGUAUGCCCGUAGCACACUUGCACCCAUAAGCCCCGUGCUGGCAGCCCAGCAGGCGCAACCCCCCAUGAACCCGCCACACGCAUGGCAGCUGCCAGUGCCCCUCCACCCCACCACCACCACCCCUCUCGGCAACGCAAAGGGCCUUGCCAGGCCGCCACCUGUGCCCCUGCUGCAGCGUGCACAGACAGGAAAGCGAGGCGUGGAGGAGGGCCAGGGGCGGGGCAGCAGGCACGCGGAGGCGGCCCACCCGUCACUCAUGUUCCUGGCUCGCCGCGCUGCCACCGCCGCCCAUGCCCCGUGA